AUGGACGAGAGAUCACCGCUAGUCCAAAAUCAAAAUCAGAAUCGUAGCCCUAACCAGUCUCAGGUGAUUGUUCGAGAAAACCUUUGAAAUACAAUUCAACGAACUCUAUACUCUUCAUAUAUCUUAAUGACAUUUCGGCUAGCAGUCAGCACAUUUAAAAUCUUAUCAUGCGGCAUAGUACUCUCGUUUUUUGCAGCUUCAUGCAAUGCUCCUUUGACUCUUUGGGUUUUAGUUAGCAUGGUCUUGGAAAUUGGGUACUUAAUAAUGCUCUUUUUUAGAAUUCCACAUGUAAAAAUAGUUAGAGACGGAGGAGAAAUCAAUGAAGGUUUAGCCUUACACAAUUAAAUAAAUAUUUUUUUAAAGUUAUAAAAUAAAAAUAAUAAUUCAUAAAUGUCUUUAAUUCCCAAAUAGGAGUUAGGAUUCCUUUUUAAGCUCCAAACAGCUUUAUAUCUUUGCUGGCUGGUUCCUGGAAAUAUUUGAUAUUGGCGAUGCAAAGACUGCUACAAUGAUGCACCUGUUCUUACAGCUCUCGUUUUUGCUUUGCUUAUUUUAGGAUACUGUUAUUUACUUAUUCCAACAAUGCUUGUGCUCUGCUUAUGUGCAUGCUUACCAGUUGCGAUCAUAUUCUUGAUGUUUAUUUCAAAUACUUCUCAAUUGCCAGCUACAGAAGGGAUGAUAAAAGAUCUGAAAUCAGUUGAUUAUGACUCAUCAGUUAACAAAGGAGACACAUCUUGCUCUAUAUGUGCUGUCGAAUACGCAGAAAAAGACAAAAUCAUUGUUAUGGAAUGUGAUCCAAGGCACUUUUUCCAUGAAGAAUGCAUAAAGAGAUGGCUCAGAAUCAAUUCAAAUUGUCCUAUUUGUAGAACUCCUUUCUUAAUGGAUUAA
This is a messenger RNA of Blepharisma stoltei, 885 nucleotides long. The record is from the annotation of a GenBank genome assembly. Lineage: Eukaryota; Ciliophora; Heterotrichea; Heterotrichida; Blepharismidae.